AGUAUUAAUGUUCGUUUUGAGGUGAAACACUGACCUGACCCACGUUUAGAACUGGGAGGCUGUAAAUCUGCAACGAAUGACGAGUGGCUCAAAGUUCAUCUCGGUCACAGAAACCGUGGUGAUCGCGUUCUCACAGACGCUUAUUGUAAAGAAGCACACGCCUGAAGGUGGAGUAACCUACUCACUACUGGUGUCAUUAAGGCAGUGGUGAAUGGGGCUGAAUCACAUUUGCAGACCUGGUCCAGCCUGUGCACAGACUCCCGCUGCCUCUGAGCCUCUGUGCUGUUCAACAUGUGGCUCUGGGCUCUGCUCCCGCUGUGCCUCGCUGUCUUUGGUGUCGUGGGCAUUUGGACUGUGUUUGCUAUCGCUGUAGCGAAUGGAUCAGUCAACCUGACGGAGGCGGUUCCCUACAUCAGCACGUGCGGCUCAUACGCCCCUCAGAGCUGCCUCUUCUCCCAGGUCUGCACCGUCUGCACGGUUCUGGGCCUCUGGAUUGUGGUGAUCCGUUUCCAGCAGCUCAGGGACUAUGGUAACUAUGGAAGAGUCAACGUUGCCAGUGCUGUCGUGGGCAUCAUUGCCUGCGCUGGAAUCUCUGUCCUCGGCAGCUUCCAGCCGUCAAUCCUGCUGGAGCUUCACCUCGUUGGAGCCUUCGUGGCCUUCUUCGUUGGCCUCGUCUACUUCUGGAUGCAGCUGUUGCUGACAUAUGGGUCUGAGCCUCAGGACAGAUGCUGGGUCGGCGCCGCCAGAGCCGCAUGCUGCACCUUCUGCACCAUCCUGGUGUUUGCCAUGACGCUUCUCCACAGCAUAGGCUACCCGUCCGCAGCUGCUGUGUGCGAGUGGGUUCUGGUCAUGCUGUUCUUCUGCCUGUUCGGCCUCUUCGCGGCCGAGUUCAGACACAUCGACUGCCACCUGCUCACUGUGCAGAGACGAGCUCUGAGGACCGAGCUCAGCUCCUCCGUAUCAGUCAAUGCUUAAAACAACAAGGCACAAAAAAGAUUCUGAUGCUAUUUAUUUUUUUCACUUGAAAAAAUUGAAUACAAGACUCGUCUGUUGAUGUCAUUUUAUUUUAUCUAUUGUUGUGAGUUAUGGUGGAAGCUUCUUGUGAUGGACUGACUCUUCUGGGUCCAUGCAGCAGUAACUACCUGCUGACACACGGUGGCGCCGUUCAGCUGGUUUGACCCUGGGCCAUUUCCUUUUAGUUGACUUUGUAUUUCAGUCCUGUUUGUGUCAUUUUGUGACCUGUUCCCCCAGGAUUCGUAGACAAUGUUACUUCUAUUUUCUGGUCUCGUUCUGUUUUACGUUGCAGCUGGCAGCUGGGUAAUACAAUAAAGGAGAGGCGGGUGGAAGCGUGAA
Messenger RNA from Betta splendens (Siamese fighting fish), 1353 nucleotides. It is a transcript of the gene tmem150b, whose product is annotated as transmembrane protein 150B. The record is from RefSeq and is a predicted model, not a curated record. The transcript has 7 exons. Lineage: Eukaryota; Metazoa; Chordata; Actinopteri; Anabantiformes; Osphronemidae. Bases 292 to 975 code for a protein of 227 amino acids.